Messenger RNA from Vidua macroura (Pin-tailed whydah), 3264 nucleotides. RefSeq names its product NOBOX oogenesis homeobox (gene NOBOX). Gene Ontology annotation, molecular function: RNA polymerase II cis-regulatory region sequence-specific DNA binding; DNA-binding transcription factor activity, RNA polymerase II-specific. The transcript is spliced from 8 exons. Gene Ontology annotation, biological process: regulation of transcription by RNA polymerase II. NCBI's taxonomy places the organism in Eukaryota, Metazoa, Chordata, Aves, Passeriformes, Viduidae. The coding region runs from base 1226 to 3214 and encodes 662 amino acids. The record is from RefSeq and is a predicted model, not a curated record.
AAUGCCAUUUUAGCCCCAACUUCUUGCAGCUGAUAGCUGAACCCGGUGCACUGUUAGACCAAUUAUACUGGCUCCAAAAUGUUGGCACAGGUCUUUCAGCUUACACUUGUUUAACCUGAUGAAAUGACUCUUGGUGGAAGCAUGUGCAGAAGCAAAGCCUUAGAAGCCGAAAGUGGACCUUGAAAUAAAGACAGGAAUUUUGAAUCCAGAGGAGAUCAGUGCUGUGCCAGCAACACGACGAUGAGCCAAUAUACAGGAGGAGGAUGAAGGAUGUUCUGUUUUGGUGCAUCAGAACACAAGUCUCAUUCUUCAUGCAAGCACUGACUGGUGCUGUUCUCUUAGGAGCUUUCUUUUUACUAAAAAUUGUUAAGCAUUGAAAGGACACAAAUUACAGCACCCAAAAGUCAGGAAGCGCCAUUUAUUCCUUGCAGCCCCCGCUGCUGAACACAUAAAACAAAUGUCUUCCUGCCAGGCCACAGGAAAAGAGCAGAAUCACAGAAUUCUUAGGGCUGGGAGGCAUCUCUAGAGAUGGUCUAGUCAGGGCAGGUGACAAAGGAACAUGUCCAGAUGAGUUUGGAAUAUCCCCAGAGAAGGAAACUCCAUUCCCUCCCAGGCAGCUGUUCUAGUGCUCUGCCAUUCUCUACAGAAUAAAGGUCUUCCUCACGUUGAGAUUAAACUUUUUGUGGUUUAGCUCAUGGCUAUUGCUCCUUGUCCAGUUGCUGGCCACAACUGAAAAGAGUCUGGCACCAUCCUCAUGCUACCCAUUAAAGAUUAUUUAUAUGGAUUGUAAGAUUCCCUCUCAGUCUUCCGCAGCCAGAACAGUCUCUCCUUGUAACAUUCCAGACUCCUCAUCAUCUUUGUUUCCUUUCACAGGACCCUCUCCAGUAGUAGCUCCUUGUCCUCCUCGUACUGAGGAGCCCAGAACUGGGUCUAGCACUCCUGACAACGAGGUUCCCCUCAUCCACGGGUGACCAGCUUUGCAACACCAAAGCGCACACGGCGACAUUUCAGCCAUCUCCUCACGGGGAGCGUUCUUCCCGAUAUCCUCACCGAGGCUGGACCAUUCCGUGUGGGGGACAGGGGCCCAGCGCGGUUCCUGCGGGUGCAGGGCGGCGUCCCGCGCUGUGCCCAGGUGCCCUUGAUGAGGCGGCCGGGGCCGGGCAGGACGGGCCGCCGGGCGGGGCAUUAACCGGGCCGGGGCCGAGGGGCUCGCCAAGGAGCCGGCAUGGACGGGGCGGACGAGGAGCGGCAGCUGGAGCGGGCGGCCGGAGGGCUUGGAAUGGGCUGUGAGUGCCAGGAUGAGAUGGAGAACAUGCUGCUGAAUACAGAGCACCUUGUGGUGGAUGCUGAUGCUGUUGGUGACCACGGUGCAGGGAGCAGUGUGCUGCCUGCAUUCCCAGGCACAGUCAGACAAGAAAUAGUUGAGGAUAACUUGGGACUAGAAGAUAGGAAUAGCUCUGUAAAGAAGGUGAAAGAAGAUGGGGGAUGCAGCACCCUGCAGGCAACUGGGUCAUCUUCCAAAGGCUCCGUUGUCCUUGAUGGCCAGCACGACUUUGCCUCGGCAUGUGAGCAACCAUCGGAUUUCUGCGGUGACACGAAGGUUGGAUUAGCACAGGAGCCCACAGGUCAGUCAGGGUCACAAGAGCACUCUGAGACUUACUGCCCUGCUGAGACUGAAACGGAGGCAAAGAAGGAAAAUACUAAGCAAGCAUCCAGUGGAGUGGCUGGAGCUCCCUGCAGGCAGGAGGAGAUCGGCCUGGCCCCUCACCAAUCCAAAGGUGCUCCAGCCAGCGCUGCAGCUCAGAAUUCCUACAAGGGCUCUUCAGUCCUGGAGUCCAGAGGCAGCUGUGAUGUGGCCAAGGGAAAAAAAUCCUUACCUGUCAAGAAGAAACCCCGCACCUUCUAUAGUACAGAGCAAGUAGAAGAGCUGGAGAAGAUGUUCCAGGAAGACCACUAUCCUGACAAUGAGAAGAGGAGAGAGAUUGCAGCUGUGGUUGGUGUGACACCACAGCGUAUCCUGGUCUGGUUUCAGAAUCGCAGAGCAAAAUGGCGGAAAUUGCAGAAGUUGAGUAUAAAAGGCAACAGAAAAUAUCCAGCAUCAUCAGCUCUGUCAGUCCCCUUUGGAUCAGAGGGCUAUGGGUCACCUCCUCUGCCCGUGCCUCCAUUGCCUGAUGCUGCUGGAGACCAGCCUGGUGUGCUGGGAGGAGACCCUGGAGCUGGGAACUCCUCCAGCCUACUCAGCACACACCCUGCAUCACCCACCUCUGCCUCAGCCUCCUCGGUGGCAGGAAUGGUGGCACCCUGUGAAGCGCAAGCUCAGAGCAAGGCGCUGCCGCAGCUGCACUUCAACUCCAGCGGCGGCGCGGAGUGCUUCCCUAAUUUUCCCAGCCCUCCUCCCAUCCGCAGGGCCAGCCUGGCGCUCAGCCUGGCCUUCGACCCCCACAGCCACAUUGGUCCCCUGAUGCUGGACACACCCAGCAGUGAAUGCAGCUUGGCCAGCCAGGAAAAUGGCUUCAGGGAAGCCUUCCCUUACGGCGUCCAGAAUCAAGGCUUCAGUUCACCAGUUUCCUGCCCUUAUCCGGAGCAGCUGGAGCCUGCAGACAACCUGGAGACCACCUACUGUCAGUACAGCAGCCAGGGGGGAAUCUAUCAGCUCUCCCAGUUGUGUCACCAAGGUCACCUGGCCAGCAAUAUGUUCUCCAGGGACCACCUUCCUCCUCCAACACCCCUGGAAUCCCAUCCAGCUUUCCCUGACUUACCUGGCAACAGUGGAGCCAUAACCUAUGGAGCCACACAAGGCUAUGUACAAAACCACACGGAGGGACCAGUCAUGCCACAGCAACCAAGUGGCAAUUCAGACAUCCCUGCCUAUCCAGCUGUGCCCUGGAGUGAUUUCUGCAUGCAGGGAGCUCCUUUCUCCAAUCAGUUGCAUUCCCAAAUGCCUUUUUCUAGCAUGGCAGGAGGGCAGUACUUCACAGAGCCAUAUCUCCUUCAAGUGGCCAAUGGAACAGUACUGGAAUCCAUGCCACAGACUGGAAAACAAAAGAGAGUGACACCACCAGAGCAAAGUUCCUACCAGAGCUACCAAACAGAGCCAGAGUUGGCAGCACUCGCUGAAAAAGAGGACUUAGAGAGCAGCAGCAAGAAAGGAGAGACUACUGUUGGUAACCAGCUAAAUGUUUUCUUGGAGAAGGAGGAGGGGAAAGAGUUCUAAGACAGCAGUAGCUCCCCUGAAUGAAGGAUAGAAACUGUGGUGUGAACUGU